ACACUUGUGUGUUGUUUGGCCGGAAGUCCUUUGAAUGCUUGCAUUGUCGUUGGCGGAUAGAUUGCAUCAACAAUGGCAGCUCCCAGUAGGAAGCAGACUUUAAGGUUUCUAAGCCAGCUAGGAGCAUUUAUUUUGACCCGGUUCGGGUUUUGGAACUGCUUCACCAUGUUGAUGUUGUUUGCUGAACGAGCAGACUCAAAAAGGAAACCAGACAUCCAUGUCCCGUACCUGUAUGUGGACAUGGGGGUUGCAGUGCUGUGUGCCAGCUUCAUGUCGUUUGGGGUAAAGAGGAGGUGGUUUGCAAUGGGCGCCGCCAUACAACUGGCCGUCAGCACGUACGCAUCGUAUGCUGGAGAACAAGUGCAUUACGGGGACUGGCUGAAGGUACGGAUGUAUUCCAGAGCACUGGCCAUUACUGGAGGCUUUAUGGUUAUGGCCAGCGGGGCGGGGGAGGUGUACAGACAGAAAGCUCGCAGCAGAUCCCUGCAGUCUACUGGCCAAGUUUUCCUGGGGGUCUACCUCAUCUGCAUGGUGUACUCGCUUCAGCACAGCAAAGAGGACAGGAUGGCCUAUCUGAACCAUAUCGUGGGAGGGGAGAUCACGCUGGUGCUGCUGGAGGUUUUGUUCGGGCUGCUGGCUCUGGCAUUCCUCUCCGGCUGGUACAUCCGCUUGGCGGCGCAGAUCCUGGCAGUCAUGCUCCCCCUGGUGAUCCUGUUCAUUGACGGCAACCUGGGCUACUGGCACAACUCUCGCAAGGUGGAGUUUUGGAACCAGAUGAAGCUGAUCGGGCACAAUGUGGGUAUCUUCGGCGCGGUGCUGAUCCUGGCUACUGACGGUUGAACUCUUUGGGCUGUCACAGAUAACUUUUACAGACCCAUGUGUCUGUGCAGGAGGGGAUUGGCUUUCCAUAGCAGCCCAAGUUUUUAUCCAAAGCUGCGCCGCUCUGUGACCUCUCAGGGUUCAAACACUCCAGGCUGAGACUGUUGGAUGUAAGCAGCGUCGGUUGUCUUUGCCAUCCAGUUGGUAUUUUUGCUUUGCAAGAAAAAGAAAAAACACAGGCUAACUUUUUCGCAAUCUAAUAAUUUAUUCAGAUCCAUGUUUACAUUUUUGUCCUUUAUGCUCUGAAACAUGACACUGGGUAUUGAUAGUGUAUUCACAGGGAAAAUACCUUGUACUAAAAAGGUAGUCUUAAAUGGUCAACAUAUUUACAAAUAAAUAAACAAAUAAAGGGAUACUUUUAAAUUAUUGUUGCAUUUUUUUAUGGAAAGGGGUUGUUUGUAAUAAACUGUUCUUGAUGCUUUUCA
This is a messenger RNA of Eleginops maclovinus (Patagonian blennie), 1304 nucleotides long. RefSeq names its product transmembrane protein 101 (gene tmem101). Bases 73 to 840 code for a protein of 255 amino acids. Lineage: Eukaryota; Metazoa; Chordata; Actinopteri; Perciformes; Eleginopidae. The transcript has 4 exons. Gene Ontology annotation, biological process: positive regulation of canonical NF-kappaB signal transduction. The record is from RefSeq and is a predicted model, not a curated record.